Molecule: messenger RNA, 2348 nt
Organism: Molossus molossus (Pallas's mastiff bat)
Lineage: Eukaryota; Metazoa; Chordata; Mammalia; Chiroptera; Molossidae
Product: zinc finger protein 350-like
Exons: 6
Coding region: 581-2146 (521 amino acids)
Biological process (GO): regulation of transcription by RNA polymerase II
Cellular component (GO): transcription regulator complex; PcG protein complex
Molecular function (GO): RNA polymerase II cis-regulatory region sequence-specific DNA binding; DNA-binding transcription factor activity, RNA polymerase II-specific
Source: RefSeq, a predicted model, not a curated record
AGCGAGCGGGACCGGUGCAGAAGUUGAAGCGGUUCGCGGAAAUACCGCGUCCGCUCUCCUGUGGGUCUGGGGGAAAACCCAGUCACUCCACUUAACUCCAGAGAAUAAAGGAAUAUCUCCACCACAUGUGGAAGCUAAGGCUUCGACCAGGCAGAGGGACAGCAGCGACACUGUGAGCAUUGGGGUCAGGAGCACUGCAGCAUCGGGUCCAGAGGAAAUGUACCCCUCCUUGAAUAUUCUCCUCAGCCUACGGGUUCUAACUCCUCAGGAGCAAUAGAAUCAUGUGAAGCAGGAAGAAGUUGCAGAGUUGGGUAUCAGCAUUUCUGGGACACAACUGACUAAAGACAAAUUUCUGAACGGAAAUUUAGAGCAGACCCAGAACACACCAACACAGAGCCUACCUGUUGCCAGCUCUUUUCAGAGGACAGAAGAAAAUGCCGCAGGCUCAGGUUAACGAGAACAUUUAACUUCUUCAUAGUAGAAAAUCUCCAAAUGGGAUGAACACAUGGAUGAUUGCUCAAUUAUAAAAUGCAAGGUGGAGCCAAAGUAGUUUUACAAUUGGCAUCACCCAAUAAACAGCAUGGAGUUGUUACAGGAAUCCCUGACAUUUCACGAUGUGGCCGUGGACUUCACCUGGGAGGAGUGGCAGCUCCUGGACCCCGAUCAGAAGGACCUGUACAGGGACGUGAUGUUGGAGAACUACAGCAACCUGGUGUCAUUGGGUUACGAAGCCAGCAAACCAGACACCCUCUCCAAGCUGGAUCACGGAGAAGCACCGAGGACAAUGGCAGGUGAAAUCCACGGUCGAACCCGUUCAGAAAUCUGGAAACUUGAUGACCAUCUGCUGGAGCAUGUACAGAAUGAAAGCAUGGAGAAUAGCCUAGAACAACGGCACAAAAAUCACAUGUUAGAAAAUUGUGUCCAUUGGAGUAAAACUCACUUUCUGUUACGGCAAAGUCAUAUGUUUGACUUACAUGAAGAAAGUAUGAAAUCAAAUUUAUCUUUACUGAAACAGAACAGAAGCUAUAAAAUCAAGAAGCCUGGUGAAUUUCCUGGAGAUGAAAAAUCUUUUUUCCAUGUUAAGAGUAAGCAAUUCCAGACUGGAAUUAAAUUCCCAGAAAGCCAAAAACUCAUUCACACCAAGUCCCAACUCAUCAAGCAUCAGAAACCUCAUAAAAUGAGAAAACGGCAUGUGUGCAGUGAAUGUGGGAAAGCCUUUGUGAAGAAGUGUUUGCUUAGUGAUCACCAGAAUCUUCAUACAGGAGAGAAGCCUCAUCAGUGUAGUCUGUGUGGGAAGGCCUUCUCCAGAAAGGUCACACUGAAUGAACACCGGAGAUCGCAUACAGGAGAGAAACCUCAUGAAUGCACAGAGUGUGGCAAAGCCUUUCUCAAGAAGUCACGGCUCAAUAUACAUUACAAAAUACAUACAGGAGAGAAACCCUUUGUAUGCAGUGACUGUGGGAAACGCUUUAUCCAGAAGGGCAAUCUCAUGGUACAUCUACGAACUCACACAGGUGAGAAACCUUAUAUAUGCAGUGAAUGUGGAAAAGGCUUCAGCCAAAAGACAUCUCUCACGACACAUCAGAGAUUUCACACGGGAAAGACACCAUUUGUGUGCAGUGAAUGUGGAAAAUCCUGUUCCCAAAAGACAGGUCUCAUUAAACAUGAAAGAAUUCACACAGGAGAAAAACCCUUUGAAUGCAGUGACUGUGGAAAAGCCUUUAUCGGGAAGCCACAGCUUGUUGUACAUCAGAGAAUUCAUACAGGGGAGAGACCCUAUGGUUGCAAUGAAUGUGGGAAAGCCUUCAGAGCAAAGUCAGUCCUCAAUGAACAUCAGAAAAUUCACUCAGUCAAGGUGGUACAUUCUGUCUCAGAGAGUCCCUGCUCAUCCCAGACCAGUGUUGUCCUGCAGCAGAAAAACCUUGUUAAUACGGUGUCUGUGCAGGUGCCUUCUGUGGCCCCUCAGACAGCAUUAAAUAUCAGUGGGCUCCUAGCAAACAGGAAUGUGGUCAUAGUGGGCCAGCCUGUGGCCAGAUGUGCGCUCUCAGGAGGAUUUGCACAGGACAGAAACCUUAUGAAUACAGUGAGUGUGGUCUCACCUUCAGUGGUCAAUUAUGUGUUAUUUUUUGUCACAGGAAACCAAUAGAAAAAGCUCAAAGAUAUUCUAUGUGCAAAGAUCAGAUUAUUGUUGAAAAUUAUAUCCUGAGAGAAAUGUAUAAAUACUGAAACUGGGAAGUCAUGAUAUUCUCAUUCUAUUAAAUAUAUGUAUUGAUACAUAGGCAUAAUCUGAUAUUAAUACAAACACAUACAUCAAUUGGUCUGUUGUGUCAAUUAAAUGAAUGAAAGAA